Alternaria atra is the source of this 906-nucleotide messenger RNA. RefSeq lists its product as uncharacterized. The transcript is spliced from 4 exons. The coding region runs from base 1 to 906 and encodes 301 amino acids. The record is from RefSeq and is a predicted model, not a curated record. NCBI's taxonomy places the organism in Eukaryota, Fungi, Ascomycota, Dothideomycetes, Pleosporales, Pleosporaceae.
AUGCGCACAUUCCUCCCGAUUCUAGCAGGACUUGCUGCAGCAGCCAGCGGCCUUCAUUUGCCUGCUGCUCACAAGGACAGUUUGGAGGUGCGCCAGAAUACAGAAUAUACUGGCUAUCUGGUGUCGACUUUCAGCGACCAAAACCCCCAAGUCCAAUGGCAUCUUUCCAACGGCGAGAGUCUCACGGGUUCUAGAUUCCUUAAUAAAGGUAGAUCGAUUUUGGCGUCUACUGUUGGUACACGAGGCGUUCGGGAUAUUUUCCUCACUACCAAUUCUGCUAGAUCGGAAUUUUUCCUGAUCGCAACUGACCUCGACAUAAAUGCAGCUGGGUUCAACUGGGAUGUGGCGACCAGGCAUGGAAGCCGCGGUCUUGUGAUCUGGAGCUCAAAAAAUCUGGUAGACUGGUCUGCUUCUAAGCUCGUAACUGUAGAAUCCGAUACAGCCGGCAUGACGUGGGCGCCAUCAGCCGUCUGGAAUGACAAGGAGAAGCAGUACUAUGUUUUCUGGGCCUCUCGUCAUUAUGAUGCUGGUGAUACAGACCACAAGGGCGUGGCGGGACUUGACCGUAUCCGCUACGCUACCACCAAAGACUUCCGAUCCUUCAGCAAGCCCCAGGACUACCUCGCCAUACCCGGCACGCCGCUGAUCGACCAGGAGUUCCAGUACCUUGGCCAACCCGGACACUACGCUCGUUUCCUAAAGAACGAAACCGUUAACCAAGUCUACCAAGAGACAACGACCAACGGCCUCUUCGGUACUUGGAAACGCAUUCCAAGGACAUCAAGCAUUCUUCAGCCUCGAUGGGAGCAGUCACCCGGUGGCUUCGCACAGGGUCUCAAGCAUGGAAGCGUUACGCCUUUGACUAAGAAGGAGUACGAUGCUGUUGCUAAGAAAUGGCUUAUAUAG